CUGAAAUUAUCAAUGACUCCACAUUUUGGACUGAUUUAAAAGAGUUAGAUGAAAUUCUUCUUCCAUUUUGUGCAACUCUUAAUAAACUCCAAUAUGAAUCAAAACAGCCACUUCUUAUAUUAUCUUGGUUACUUCAUCCAAGUUAUAGUUUAAAAAAGCUUAAUGUUCACUUAAAUGGUUUAUUGGCACUAAUGCUUGGUAAAUAUGUAGUUUAUUAUUAUACAAAUUGGUUUUCUUUCUUUAUUGAAUAUGAAACUUAUAAAGAACUUGCAAAUCUUGCACUUCACUUAUUUGAAAUUUGUAUUAAUAGCGCUUCUGUUGAGAGAUUAUUUUUAACAAUGGGAUUUUUCUAUAAUAA
Dentiscutata heterogama is the source of this 358-nucleotide messenger RNA. The record is from the annotation of a GenBank genome assembly. NCBI's taxonomy places the organism in Eukaryota, Fungi, Glomeromycota, Glomeromycetes, Diversisporales, Gigasporaceae.